AUGGACGCCAGCCAUGACGCAAGAGGCCAGGAAACCCACGGGGUGGGAAGCCCUGGCCAGUUACUGCAUCACAUCUUUGAGGACCAAGUGUCCAAGAGCCCCGAGAGCUGUGCCUUGGAAUUCUUUCACCGAGGCCGUCUUACGUACCAUGAGCUCAACAACCAGUCCAACUCUCUGGCACGUUUCUUGCGUGAGAAACAACUUCCUGGUAGAGAUGUCGUUGCUCUAUCCUCGGAAAAGUCGCCGCUCCUCGUCGUUGCGGUUCUGGCCGUUCUCAAGGCUGGCAUGGUUUGGAUACCACUGCCUGCUGAUGCAACAGAGGAUCGGGCCCAGUACAUCUUGGAGACUUCUAAGGCCGGUCUCAUCUUAAACUACACUUCGAAUGAACCCCCCAUCAGGAGUGACUUGGAUGUCAUUCACCUGAAUGAGAUGUAUCAAGACGAUAACCCCUUACCCUACAAUACGACAAACCUAGAUCUCGACUCUCGCUCCGAGAGAGAUCUCUGUCAUAUCCUCUUUACCUCCGGCUCAACGGGAACCCCCAAGGGCGUCAUGAUUGAACAUCGAGCUGUGAGGCACAACGCCCUGGAGCUCACCAAGAUGUUCAACCUCGACUCAAAUACGCGGACCCUACAAUUUGCCGCACCUACGUUCGAUAUCUUUGGACUCGAUCUUUUUAUGACGUUCGCCUGUGGAGGGUGCCUAGUCAUGGCACCCCGGGAACUCAUGAUGGAAGACAUGACUGAGUUCUUGGUUAAGAUGAACAUUACCUACACGCAAUUGACACCAACCGUCAUCCAGACCAUGGACCCUGAGAGGGUGCCAAGCCUCCGGGUGUUGGCUAGUUCCGGAGAGGCUCUCCCUCAAUCAUUGGCUGAUCGAUGGAGGCAUAACGUCAAACUGUUGAACGCCUACGGACCAACUGAGACAAUUGUCUGCACAGUCGAGGACCUCACCGAAAACAAGGACAUUGACGCGACGUGUGUGGGCCGUCAAGUCUCUGGGCUCGAUGUACGGCUUUUGGCUGAUGAUGAAGCGAGAUCAGUUCCACUCGGCGAAGUUGGAGAGAUUUGCGUGGCAGGUCCUCAACUUCUUCGUGGCUACCUUUCAAGCAAGGGUCAGUUUCAGCCGCCCGAGUGUUACAUCGAUGGUGCGAAAUUCUACCGCACAGGUGAUCUUGGACGAUCGGAGCUCUCGAAAGCUGGAGUUCGCACCAUCAGACUUAUCGGCCGUCGGGAUGCCGAGGUCAAGCUUCGCGGUAUCCGUAUCGACCUAGCUGAAGUCGAGCGAUCCAUCGUCACUUGCUCGCAGGUGGAUAAGUGUGUUGUGGUCAUGCCUCGAAGUGGGAGUCCUUCUGGGAGUCUCUCUACCUUUGUUGUGUUGAGCAAUGUGCCUGAUGCAUAUAACACAGCAUCCUCUUUCGCCACAGACCGGAUCCAACUCCUUGGAUCUUCUAAAUGGACUUGCUCCAUUCUUGGGGAGGCCAAGAAGGCGGCGUCAAGACAGCUGCCUUCUCUUACCAUGCCAAAAAUGUGGUGGCCUAUAAGAAGGAUACCCUUAACCUCCAGUGGCAAGGUCGAUCGUUUCCAACUACGCUCUUGGCUGGAACAAUUGCAAGAAGACGACCUUCUCGAACUCAUCCAAAGCUAUGGCUCCCAAGCGUUGGAUCAUACUCUUGAAGCUAGCGUCGAGGAGCGGCAGUUACAGACCGUAUGGGCAGAGGUCCUCCUUCGGCCUGCCUCGGCCAUCCCCGUUUCGGACUCUCUGGCGGACCUUGGAGCUGACUCACUCGAUGCAAUUCGGAUGGCUAGCAAGUCAAGAGCCGCUGGGAUUGACGUUAACGCCGCCGACAUCUUCUCGGCAAAGACAAUACGAGAACUUGCCAAGCGUUGCAAGCCAACGGCUAAGAAGCAGACAUCAACUUCAGUCACAACGCCACCUCCUUACCGAUCAUUCAGCCUCCUUUCUCCAAACACGCCCCUGGCACCCUUGAUACAAGAUGUGGCUGAGAUGUGCUCAGUCCCAGUCGCCGAUAUUGAGGACAUCUAUCCCUGCACGCCUUACCAGACAGCACUUAUGGCCUUGGACAUCAAGUGCCCUGGCUCAUACAUCUGUGCCUUCAGUUGGUCUCUCCGUCAUGAUGUAGAUCCCGCUGGCCUACAACGUGCUUGGGAUACUCUGAUGAGAUCUCAACCAGCACUGCGAAAUCGUCUCAUCUGGGAUGUCGAUGAGCAGCAAUUCUUGCAAGUCCAAGUCCGACAUCGCCCAUGCAAGUGGAGCGAGUCUCUCUAUGAGGCAGAUAUGUCACUAGGCUCUGAUCUUUGCCGUGGAUUGGCCCUCUGGGAUGAGAGCCGGCAGCAGUGGACGUUUCGCCUCCGGAUUCACCACAGCAUCAUCGAUGGAUGGUCCUUGCAGCUGAUGCUCAACCAGCUCAAGAGGACAUACUUUGAUGAAGAGGACAAGACGUUGGACAGCGCUGUCUACUCGCAAUUUGUCCAACAUCAACUCAGGGAGCGAGAAAUGAUGCGAAGUGCUUCGGCCCAGUUCUGGACGGAAUAUCUCGACGGCUACGAGGGUGCCGAGUUUCCACCUGAACCCCAAGAUCCUCAUCACGAUGUCCAUGCUACGGAUCAUCAGUCGCUCACAGUAACACUCAAGCUCCAAGACCUGGCCUCUCGAUUCGGCGUGACUCCGGCUGUCAUUCUGUAUGGCGUCACUGCACUGAUACUGGCCACGCACGGUGAUACCGAGGAUGUGUCCAUGGGAUUGAUCAUAGCAGGAAGAGAUGCGCCUGUUGACGGAGUGUUUCACAUGAUAGGCCCUGCCUUUGCAUGUGUACCUUUCAGAACUCGCCUUGAUCAUCAGAUGCCGCUGCAAGAUUUCUUCCAGCGAGUUCAUGCCCAGAUCCUUGCCAUAAAUCCCCACCAACAGUAUGGUCUCGAGCACAUCAAAAAGUGCGGCCUGGGAGGUGCCACUGCUUGUCAACUAAAGACUCUAAUCGUCGUUCAACCUGAAGAUGAGCGACUGGCUGGCGAAGGACUCUGGUCCGAGGUUCACGGUCAAACCUCAGGCCUAGCCGAUAGUAUCCCCUUCUCUCUUGAGUUGGUGCUAGCAGAUGACAAGGUCUUGAUCAACUGCAACUCGGACCCAGCUGUUCUGUCUCUGCAGCAUGCUCAAAUGGUUACUGGGCAUCUGAAGCGAGCUCUCGAGAGUCUUUCGGGCCUUUCUACUGAACAAACUGUCAGGGAUGUUCAAAUGUCGCCCGAGAACCAGGAUCAGCGCAUGUUCGAGUGGAUCGAGUCGUAUGGACCUGCAGUCGAUGUUUGCUUGCACGAUCUGCUGAAUAGUUCAGCUGAUGCCUACCCCGACCAUGAUGCUAUUUACGAAAGCGCAUCGGGAAAAAGCCUGACCUUCCGAGAGCUUGAUCUGGUCUCUAGCACCCUGGCAACGUAUCUCGCUACUUCAUGUCAUGUGUCACCAAAGUCGAUCGUCCCCAUCGCCAUGGAGAAGUCCGCUCUCGCUAUCAUCACAAUAUUUGCAAUCCUCAAGACUGGCUCUGCUUAUAUCCCACUCGAGCCUAGUUGGCCGCUUGAACGUGUUCGAAAAAUCGUGGAUGAUGCAGGUGCCGUUGGUAUCGUCUGCUCGUCUGCCCUCGUGGAUCGGUAUAGGAGUUUGCAACAACAGCUUAUCACAAUUGAUGAGCGAUGGACAGAUCCAAGCCAUGCUGAUCCAUCUGAGAAAAUCCUUCCUCGAGUAUCUCCUUCUGACUUGGCUGUGCUGAUGUACACAUCCGGCAGCACCGGGAUGCCCAAGGGUGUGAUGCUCGAACAUCGAGCGUUGAGUACCAGCUUGACUCAUCUUGCUCGCUGUUUUGCCCUCCAAGCUGGUGACCGACACCUUCAGUUCUCGUCUUUUGUCUACGACGUGAGCAUUUCGGACAUCUUCAUCCCUCUGCUGUCUGGGGUCUGUAUCUGUGUCCCAACCGAUGAUGAGCGACUCAAUAGACUGUCCGAGACGAUACGAAGAAUGGAGAUAAACUCGGCCACACUUACACCAUCAAUGACCGGACUCAUUGCUCUUGAAGAUGCUGACACUCUCAAGACAAUCAUGACUGGUGGUGAAAUGACGAGCCGCGCUCUCAUCCAGACAUGGGCACCACGGAUACGGUUCCUGAAUGCCUACGGGCCAACCGAGGCUUCCAUCACUACGACGGUGACGGAUCCUCUGACAGUGGACUCAGAUCCUGGCGUCAUUGGUAGAAACGUCACUGGGUGGCAUCUGAUUCUUCGGCGUGAUCAACGCGGCCAGCUCUACGAGGCACCACCGGGCUGCACAGGAGAGAUUGCCAUUGCUGGACACAGUCUUGCCCGGGGAUAUUUCCACAACGAAGAGUUGACGGAAAAGAGCUUCGUGAACCUUCCGUCAUUGCAAGGAUCACAACUCCCAUCGCGUGUGUAUCUCACGGGAGACAUUGGACGUUACGAACAAGACGGCUCUGUUCGCAUUCUUGGCCGUCGAGACAGGAUGAUCAAGAUCAAUGGAAUCCGUGUCGACCCUGGAGAAGCAGAGGAUCAACUCAGGAAGCUCGGAGAGCAGUUCUCUUCAACAGUGGUUCAGUGUACCGUUGACGAAAACAAGGUCUCCCGGUUGACUGCCUUUGUCACCGUCAACUCUGAUCACGUCAGAACAAACGAAGCCUUCAUCCUUCUGGAUGAAUGCAACUCCAAGUUCCGCGAGAUGUGCCGCGAAGCACGGUCUCGUCUACUUGAGCUUCUCCCAGUGGCCUACGUCCCCACCAUCUUCGUUCCAGUUCGUUGCAUCCCCUCUACAGCUUCCGACAAGGUGGACCUGAAGCGACUCAGAGAUGAACUGCAGAAGCUACCAUUAGCACCCUUCAUCAUCACGGCGGACAACAAGACAGAUCAGGACACGGCAAUCGAUGCAGAGUUGGAGACACCGAUCGAGCUGGUCUUGGAGAAUGUCUUGCGUAAGGUCUUCAACAUCACCGGGCGCUUGAGUGCAGCUGCCGACUUUUUCCGGCUAGGCGGUGAUUCAUUCACGGCCAUCAAGCUUGUGAGCGCCGCCAAGGAGAACAACCUGGAGAUUACAGUCCAGCAAAUCUACCGCCACCCCCGACUCAGAGACCUGGCAGUUGUUGCGCGGUUCAAGAGAGCGACGGCCGUUGAAGCUGAGGUCGAGACGCAGAAAUUUUCUCCUUCGACCACUGUUUCUCAAGAGGUAUGGAAGGAGAUUGAGGACACGCUGGGGGUUACUGCCGACGAGAUCGAGGAUGUGUAUCCAGCAUCCCCCUUCCAAGAAGGACUCAUGGCAACCUCGUUGAAUGGUGCCUUCGGAGACGAAAAGGCAGCUUACCACGCCAAAAUGGUCUUCCAACUGGCAAAGAACACGGAUACUGCUCUCUUGGCACGGGCGAUGGACAAGGUCGCUUCACGGAACCCGAUCCUACGAACAAGGCUUGUGUCCACAUCUGAUGGGCCAGUUCAAGUCGUUCUCAAACACUCGCCAGAUCAAAGGGAACAGAUGAACACCGAUGCUCUUUUCCAAUACCAGAUUGCCACAGAUUCCUUCCAGCAUCCCACAAGUAUGGUCAUCAGCAUGCACCAUGCCUUGUACGACGCCCCUACACUGCAUCUUCUACUCCAGGACAUCAACUUCUGGUACAACAAUCCCAUGGGCGUCAAGCCUUUGCCUGUUCCCUACCGAAAGUUUGUUGACUACCUCGACUCGACAGACUUGGAAUCUGCAACCCAGUAUUGGACAGAGACUCUCCGUGACGCCCCAUUGACACCCUUUCCACCAGUGGGGGACCAUGAAGAUCAGAUACGAGCGACCGAGCACCUGGAUCUGAGCACAAGAGUAUCUUUGGAUCUCUUUCAAAAGUCUGGAAUCUCCCCUGCUACCUCUGUAGCAGGUGCUGUGGCUCUGCUCCUGUCGUCCUACAGCUUUGCCGACCAAGUCUGCUUUGGCAUGACUCUCUCCGGGCGCGAUAACCCUGAACUCGAGGCCGUCAUGGGACCUACACUUUCAACUGUUCCAAUGCGUGUUCGUGUAUCAACUGAGCAAUCAACGAACUCUCUGCUUCAAACUAUUCAGAGCUCGAUUUUGGAUAUGCGUCAUCACCAGCACUUUGGCCUCAAGAACAUCAUGCGGCUUCCGGAGCAAGGUCCUAAGAACGCUAGUCGGUUUAAGACGCUCCUUGUUGUUCAGCAGUGUCAAGACAGCAGCGAUGACCCUCCUGGAGUCAUUGAGAAGCUGAUGACCAACGAAUCCUCGAUGUAUGUCGAGUAUCCUCUGGUUAUCAUUGCACAGAUAAGCUCGACCACAGGAUCAGUUGACUUCAGAGUCGAGUUUGAUCCCAACUGCGUCUCAGAGAUCCAGGCACGACGAUUCAUUCAGCAGCUGUGGAAGACAAUGGGAGAGCUUGCAUUUCCCGACCGUCUAGCGUCUGAGCUGGAUUUGAUUAGUUCCGCUGAUCUGGCUGAUAUUGCAGCAUGGAAGCCUUCACCUCCCGAGCCCCCGUCUCGAAGCAUCUGCCAAAUGUUUCAAGACAUCGCUUCACGACAUCCCGACCUCCCAGCCGUCGAAGCUAUCGUAGGCGAGCGACUUGAUACGGUGCAACGGAUGACGUACAAAGAGUUGGAUGGCAAUUCCACCGUGCUCUCUGAGGCGAUUCGUCGACGUGCCCCCAACAGCGCGCGAAUCGUUCUCUGCCAUCACAUCCCCUCACUUAUUCUUACGGGCAUGCUGGCAGUCUGGAAGGCCAACAAAGCGUUCACAACUAUGGAUCCAUCUCUGCCGGUCGAACGCAGGCAUGCAAUUCUCUCUGAGCUUGGAGAGGAUACGGUCGUCCUAACGGAUUCUUCUGAAGCCCAGAGCUUUGCCCGUUAUCACACCUGCAUCCUUGACGAGAUGUUAUAUGAGGCUGAUGGGAGCCACGUUGUGUCAAGCACCCACAGCCUUUCAGAUUCCGCCUAUGUUUUCUUUACCUCUGGAAGCUCCGGCACACCCAAGGGAGUUGUGGUAAGGCACUCGGCCAUUGCUUUGUCUCUCUCAGAUGUCAGCGCAACAAUGGGGCUGGACAACACAACCCGAAUGCUUCAGUUCGCAACUUGCACAUUUGACACGAGCCUUCUGGAGAUCUUUGCGACUUUGAUUUCCGGGGGUUGUGUUUGCCUUCCUGCACCGAGUCAACGUCUUGAUGGAAACCUUGGUCACGCAAUCAACCAACUGCGAGCGAGCCACCUGGUUCUCACACCGACCGUCGCCGGGCUUCUCUCACCCCAAGAACUCCCUGGUGUCCAGUCAUUGAUGCUCGUCGGAGAGCCCCCUUCGAAGCAACUCAUCGAGACUUGGUCUGAGAGUCCCAUUCAGGUGAUGAACGGCUACGGUCCCACGGAAGCCAGUGUGCACACAUCGACAAACGCAACAUUGAAGCCCAAUGAUCCUCACAACAUUGGACGAGCAACUGUUUGCAACCUUCUUCUCGUGGUACCAGAUGAGCCUGACAAGCUUGCUCCUAUUGGGGCCAUUGGAGAAUUGGUCAUCUGCGGCGAGACCGUGGCAGAUGGUUACCUCAAUAACCCCGAGCAAACAAAGGAAGUCUUUGGAACAAAUCCUCCUUGGGCCACAUGGACAGACACAACUUCUACAGCCCGCUAUUACCGUACGGGCGACCUGGCACGUUAUGCCCCGGAUGGAUCCGUCAUCUACAUGGGUCGGAAGGACCUGCAGACUAAGAUCCAUGGGCAGCGUCUCGAACUCUCAGAGAUCGAGUCUCAUAUCAGGAGAUCUGGUCACUUCACAGACUGUGUGGUGGAAGUGCUGCCCUCCGCAACACUUGUGGCGUUUGUUCUCACCAGUGAGCUUGGAACUGGUGUCUACAACAACCCUCUGCCAGCGGGCCAAAUAGACGAGGCAGCUCUGAGUCAAACACAGAGCCGCCUGCGCUCAGCUCUUCCAGAGUACAUGGUUCCCACUGUCUACGUUCCCUGCGCAAGCUGGCCCACAACGGCGUCAGGGAAGAUUGACCGUCGACGCCUACGUGCUGAUGUCGAGCCUUCACUGGAAAGCUACAGAUUCCAGCAGAAGGGGUCAAAGAGAGACGCUGGGACAGCAGAGCAAAGGACUUUGUUUUCGAUUAUCUCUGAGGUCAUGUUGAUCACGGAAGACAAGAUUGGCCUGGACGACUCCCUCUCCUCGUUGGGCGGUGACUCCAUCACCAUGAUUCGCAUACUUGCUCUUGCUAGGCAGCGCAACUUGGAUAUUGAUGGAACCAAUAUCUUUCAGUCGACCACUCUCGAAGAAAUGGUCAAGAAUUCAAGUUCAAAAUGGUUGGUGCACACUGGUGAGGGUAUUGCUGCCCCCACGCCAUUCUCUUUGGUUCCUUGGAUGGAAGAGUGUGCCCUUCGCUCCAAGGUUGCUACCCAGUGCCAUGUUCCCAUCGAGUCGAUUUUGGACGUUUAUCCCUGCACUGCCAUGCAAGAAUCCCUCAUGAUCGCAUCUGCCAAGACACGAGGUGCCUUCCUCAACCAGGAGGUUUUCCGAGUGCCCGCUGAGACAUCAAUCGACAACCUCCUUCAAGCUCUUCGAAUUCUCUGGCACCACCAUGACAUUCUGCGAACUCGGAUCGUCCUGGACUCGGACUAUCGGGGUCUGCAGGUUGUCAUUCAGGAAGAUGUGGACGUGCGUCAAAUAUUCUCAGAGAGCAUUGAUGAUUUCCUGCAGGAGGAUAGUCUUACAGCCUUUGAGUAUGGAGCAAAACUUUCCCGAUGUGCAAUCAUCACCUCAGGCUCAUCCUCGUAUCUUGUUUUGUCCCAGCAUCAUGCAAUGUUUGAUGGUUGGUCUAUGAACCUUCUGAAGGACGAGGUACAGAAACUGUAUCGCGACCCAGACGCCCAGCUUCUACCAAACCAGGCGUAUUCCUCAUUCGUCCGCCACUCCCUGGAUCUAUACAAUAAUUCUGAAGCCCAACGUUUCUGGAAGACUCAGCUCGCCGACAUCCAACUUGGUUCACUACCCCAAGUGCGACCCAACGAGACGUUUGCUGCCAACCGAAAGCACAUUCUCACCGUUGACUUCACCAACAAGUGUUCCCACACGCUAUCAACUCUGGCGGAAGCUGCCUGGGGUAUACUUCUGGGGCGAUACUUUGACUCUGAAGAUGUCUGCUUUGGUAUCGUUCGGUCCGGACGAACGGUCCCUGUUCCGGGAAUUGACACGCUCAUUGGUCCUACUCUUGCAACCAUUCCCCGUCGCUUGCGUCCAGUGCGGGAGCACGGAGUCCAAUCCUAUCUACAGAAAGUCCAAGGCGAGGCCAUCCGAUCCAUGCCAUGGGAGCAGUACGGUCUGUCGAAUAUCCGGAAGAUUGACGACGACACCUUGCAGGCCUGCAAUUUUAGCUCCAUGCUUGUCGUUCAACCACCGACUGUUGAGAACACGGAAGCUUUGCUGAUACCUGAGGACCACUUGGCCAAGGGCUUCAUCGAUUCGGAUUGUGUCAUCGUCGAUUGUCGGCCGACUGGAGACGCCAAGAUUACAGUCACCAUCAUUUACGAUGACCGUCUCAUGUCCGGUGACGAUGCCCAGUGGAUUGCGUACCACUUCUCUCAGACACUUGAGCGGUUGAGCUCGGGUCAAAGCACUACCAUUGGCCACUUGGACCUCUCUGGACAACAGAGGCUGGAUCAAGAGUUCGAUUGGAACAGCACUGAAAUUGACGCCUGCCACCGACUCGUGGAUGAGGUUUUCAGCGAGAGAGCAUCUCAGUGGCCCGACCUGCUCGCGGUUGAGGGUCCUGAUGCCAGCCUCUCGUAUCAGCAGUUGGAAACCUUAUCGUCUGUUGGGGCAUUCAAGCUUCGGUCUGAGCACGGCGUACGCCGAGGGGAUCUCGUGCCGCUGUUGAUGAGCAAAGAGGCGGCCAUGGUCGUCGCGAUGUUCUCUAUCCUGAAGGCUGGAGCAGCCUAUGUCCCUCUUCCAUCAGAUGUUCCGCUGGAUCGUCUACGCUUCAUCAUAGGAGAAACUGAUUCCCGGUUGGUGGUGACUACAGCCAAUUACGACCAUUUGGCUCAGGACUUGUCACUUCCAGCCGUCACUUGGGACGUUGCGCAGCUCCAGAAACAAUCUUCCCAAGGGUCCACCAGUGGCAACGCUAUAGAUGACAGUGACGAUUCUCGCUCUUGCUCAGAUCUUGCCUACCUCCUCUUUACUUCUGGUAGUUCAGGAACACCAAAAGGAGUCAUGAUUGAGCACUCGGCUUUGGCGACGACUGUCCUAGUGAACGGCCGCCAUCACACAGGCUACCAAGUGGGAACGCGCACCCUCUCCUUUGCUGCCUACACAUUUGAUGUCAAUGUCAUCGAGGUCUACAUGACACUCCUUCACGGCGGUUGUCUCUUCAUCCCACCCGACGAUCGACGACUCGGAGACCUCUGCGGCUACAUCAAUGAGAAGCAGAUCGAGUUCGCCUACUUGACUCCGACCACGAUCCAAAGCUUGGUUCAAUCACCAAGCCGUGUGCCAUCAAUCAAGACAUUGCGAUCCGGCGGCGAACCUCUGUCCAAGUCAAUCAUGGAGACAUGGAGCCAGAGUGUUCGACUCAUCAACUCGUACGGCCCAACUGAGACGUGUGUCGACGCGAGCCAAAACCCAACAGUCACGGCCAACAGUGAUCCCAACAACAUUGGAUUUGCCAUUGGAGCUUAUCUUUGGGUCGUCGACCAGGGUGACUACACGUCCCUCGCACCUAUUGGAUGUCCGGGAGAACUUUUGGUCUCUGGACCUACUCUGGGCAGGGGAUAUUUCAAGGAUGAAGAACGCACACAAGCAGUAUUCAUCGAUGGGAGCAACUUGCCAUGGGCGAAGCCGGGGUAUGAACGGUUUUAUGCAACAGGAGACAUUGUUCAGCGGAAUGCCGAUGGGUCCAUCACAUACAUCGGCAGAAGAGAUCUUCAAGUCAAACUCAACGGCUUCCGCAUCGAACUCGGCGAGAUCGAGUACAACAUUGAACAAUGCCCAUCCGUGGCCUCUGCCGUGGUUGACAAGAUUAGACUACAAGGUGGUGUCUCCGAUGCUCUUGUGGCUUUCUUCACUUUGACCGGGGAAGAGGCUCGCCAAGAGGAGCUUCUUCUGCCUGUGUCUUCCAAGAUCCGCGCCAUCAUUCAAGACGUCCAAACGCGGCUUGACGGCAAGCUACCUCCCUACAUGGUUCCACGAGCCUAUCUACCGCUUUCGCGUAUUCCACCUACCCUAAGCGGGAAGACGGAUCGGAAGUUGCUACAACAACUGGGAGCCCAACUGGCUCCGGAUCAGAUGCUUCUGUAUCAAGGCUCUUCGAGUGUGGUUCGAGAGCCUUCAACCGUCUUUGAACGAAUCUUGCAAGGACUGUGGGCUCAGGUCCUCAAGGUCGAUCCGAAGCAUUUGGGGCUGGAUACCCAGUUUACUCGCAUUGGCGGAGACUCGCUUCACGCCAUCAGCCUGGCUUCUCUGUGCCGCGGCGCUGGACUCAGACUCGAGGUUUCGGACAUUUUGCGAAUGCCACAACUAGAGCAAAUGGCCAGGCAUUUGGAAAGGAAUCAGUCAAAGCCCGAUGCCGUCGAGCGAGAGCACAAGAGCCAGACCGCUGCUAGGCAAAAGUGUGACCCUGAACUGAUGGCUCAAGUCUCUCAAGCCUGCAAUCUCUCUGUUAGUGACAUUGAGGAUGUGUAUCCAUGUACACCAACUCAAGAGGUACUCAUGGCUGCAACCGUGAGGCAACCUGGAGCGUACAUCGACCACAGCAUGUUCUCUGUUCCCUCAUCCACGGAUCUUCACAAACUCCGAGCCUCGUGGGACAUUGUUCAUCAGUCCAACCCCAUCCUCCGGACUCGAGUCUGUUCCGCCGUUAUGGACAAUCGGGUCCAAAUGGUUCAAGUCGUGACGCGCCGUCCUGGCGAGUGGAUUGACUCUGAUAUUGAAACCCCGGAGAUGGGACUUGGAACGUCCUUGAUGAGGUAUAGGCUUCGACCUUCUGAGAACGGCUUCAUCUUUGAGUUUUGGAGGCAUCACUCCAUCUUUGACGGCUUCUCCUCGGCAGCACUCUGGCAGGAUCUUGAGCACGCAUUCGCAUCAUCUGCACCACCCAAGGCCAGGCCCUCCUACCGCAAUUUUGUCGAUUUUGUGCAAGGUGCGGAUAAGGAAGAAGCUGCCACUUUCUGGCAAACCCAGCUCGAAGGACACCAACGAGAGGCUUUCCCUGCUAUUCCUUCUCCAGAUUAUGCCCCCGAAGCCCACUCCGCAACAAGUCAAACACUGGAGAGCACUCUGAGCUGGACUUCUGACAGUCCCUUUUCCUUCGCCACCGUUGCCCGAGCAGCAUGGGCCGUCAUCCUUAGCAUGAGGAGCCGCACUUCAGACUCGGAUGUUUGCUUCGCUGCCACAGUAUCUGGUCGUACUGCUCCCUUGGAAGGCAUUGAAGACAUUGUUGGUCCGACUAUCACCACCACACCCGUGCGCUUGCAGUUCAACCUCGACGACACCGUUUCUGACCUUCUGGAGCAUGUUCAUGACCAGUCCUUGUCAAUGCUUCCUUUCGAGCACUUUGGCCUAGGUCGUAUCCGACAGAUCAACUCUUCGGCCCGCGACGCCUGCGCAAGCGUGAACUUAUUGGUCGUGCAACCAAGCCAACUAGCAGAUGGAACUUUACCUCUCGGUUUGAAACGGAUGGUUGAAGAAGAGGCCGUUGAUGGACUCAGCGAGCCAUUUGGCCUCGUCAUGGAGUGCAGUCACAACCCAAUCACUGAUCAACUUUCUGUCUCAGCUGCCUACGAUCGCUCGCUGCUGACAGCACAUGAAGUAGCCCACAUCCUUCAACAGUUCCAACAGAUGAUUGGUAUUCUACAUCGUGGUGCUUGUGGAGCCUCAUCCAUCCGCGCCGCUCAGUGGGAACUGGCGGAGGGGGCUGAUCUUGAACGGACAAUCCGAUGGAACUCAUCUGAAGACACCUCUCCCCCAACACAGCUCCACAAGCUGGUCGAAGAAACCGCGAAGCGGUACCCCCAUCAGAUGGCAAUUGACUGCCACGAUGGGCAAAUGUCAUAUGCAGAGCUUGUCGCGGCUUCGGAAGCUCUGGCGUUCCACCUACAGGACGAAUAUGGUGUGAGACCAGGUCAUUUCGUGCCCAUCUGCACGGAAAAGUCACGGUUCAUGAUCAUUUCCAUCCUCGCUGUCAUGAAAGCUGGAGCAGGCUACGUUCCGCUUGACACGAACCAUCCCGAGGCACGCACAGAGCUCAUUCUCAACGAGAUUCAGGCCAAGCUUGUCAUUGUGUCUCCUCUGCAGGGUGCCCGCAAGCAAUUCCCAAUUCAAACACUAGUGAUCAGUCCGGAGCAUCUACAAACUCGAGCCUAUGUCAUCUUCACUUCAGGCAGCACUGGGACCCCCAAGGGCGUUGUCAUGGAACACAAAGCCGCCAGUCGAAGUAUUCUCGAGCAUGCGCAACGCUAUCAACACGCCAGUCAAGGCAUCCGACGCCGCUCUCUGCAGUUCAGUUCCUACACAUUUGAUGCGAGCGUGGUAGACAUUUUUGCUGUCCUCGCAUCUGGAGGCUGUGUCUGCAUCCCCUCUGAGAGCCAGGGCGUCGAUGUUCUCGAGAGCUUCAUUCAACAAAAGCAUAUCAACUUUGCCGAUCUCACUCCCACCGUCGCCAAUCUACUGGAGCCCUCCAACAUGCCCAGCCUGAAGACCCUUGCUGUUGGAGGCGAGAUGGCCAACCGUGCACUGCUACGCAAAUGGACGGGCCCCAGUUCACCAGUUGAACUAAUGCUCAACGCCUACGGUCCCACUGAAGCUGGUAUUGCAUGCGCCAUGGGCCAGCUCACGGCAACUUCGGCAGUUGGCCAGGUUGGGAGGCGAUUGGCCGCUGGACUCUGGAUUGUUGAUGACCUUGACCACAACCACCUCGUCCCUAUCGGUUCCGUGGGAGAACUUGUGGUAACGGGCUCGACUCUUGCACGUGGGUAUCUCAACGAUCCAGAGAAGACAAGCGCAGCGUUCCUGGAGAAUGCGUCUUGGCUAGCCAAGGUAGGUGAGCAGCGGCUUUACAAGACAGGUGAUCUUGCCCGGUUCGGUGUCGACGGGCAUGUUGAGAUCGUUGGCAGACGAGAAGACAUGCAGAUCAAGUUCCGAGGACUCAGAAUCGAGCUUGGUGAGAUUGAGACGGCAAUCGGUGCCUCGUCUUGGGCGAAGCUAAUCCAGCGUGUCGCUAUUGCCAAAAUGCACCGCGAUGAGAUUCCGAUUUUGACAGCCUUCGUCCAACUUGACGGUAGCCACGGAGGCCCCAUCGAGGGAUCCAUCUUUUGCUCGCCGUCGGAAGAUUUCCUAUCCUUCGUUGCAGCCACUCAACGGGACCUUCUAAAGCAACUACCGGAGUACAUGGUACCACAGCUCUGGCUUCCGGUCUUCACCUGGCCUUUGAUGGCAUCGAGCAAGACGGACCGCAAGAGACUCGUGGCUGAAGCUGAAGGCCUUACUUCGAAGCAUGUGUCCGAUUAUCAACGAGUGGCCCCAGUCAAGGAUCAAAGCACACCCUCGACAAAGCUUCACGAGACGGAAGAGGCGAUCAAGGAGGCAUGGCUUCAAGUCUUACACAAAGAUGCUGACUUUGACAUCCAACCUCAAGAUGACUUUUUCCGACUUGGAGGAGACUCUUUAACGGCCAUCAUGCUCGUUGCCGUCUUGCGACGCAGCGGGAUCUACAUCGCCGCCCAAGAUGUAUUUGCUGAGAAGACUCUUGCCGGUAUGGCUGCUCGUUGCCGUGGAGCUACUACGCGCCGUCGAAAUGCCUCGGAGAGCCCCGAUAGGUCUCCAGCCACGCCUGGCUCUUCCCUCAAGACUCCUCUCACGGAUGAUUCCUCUGAGACCUCCCCUUCAUCGCUAGACAUAUCACAUGGUGUCCGGUCCAGAAAUGUGAUGAAGCAUGUCAACCUCAAGUCAAGUUCUAGUCGAUUCCCAGUCGACCUAGAAAUGGUUGAGGUGGAGGCCAUCUACCCAGCAUCUUACACCCAGACGACGUUCCUGAUCGAAGCACAGAAAUGGCCACGCUCGUACUACGCAUGGACAUUCUUUGAGUUAGGCGAUGUCGUUGCGCCCAGCCACGCGCAAGCCGCUUGUCAAACAUUGGUUGACCGUCAUCCCAUCUUGAGAACCAGCUUCCAUCUCAAACACGGCCGAUGCUUCCAAGCGGUACAUACCACGGGAUCCAGAGUUGACUUCAAGGUCAUGAUGUCACAGAGCCUACCAGAUAAGAUGUGCUCCGUCAUCGACAAGGACAUCGAUCAACCUGUUCGAUUCGGUCAGAUCCCCACGCGGUUCAGACUCUUGAUCGACCCUGAGAGCGGAGUUCGAACAAUUGCCAUGGGCCUAUCUCAUGCUCAAUACGAUGGCUUUUCACUGACAACUAUCUUCAACGAUCUCCGGUCAGCCUACUGCGGCCUCCUCACUGGUCCUACUGCUUCACCAGGCUACCAUCGUUUCAUCCAGCAUACACUUGAGCUUUCCAACGAAGCGACGGACACCUUCUGGCGGGAGCUGCUACUUGACUCCACUUUGACUAUGGUUUCUGACCUGCCCCUAUCAACGCAACAACCUGUCAUGAGCGACAGUUGGAUGCAGACCAUCCCUUUCCAGUUCAAAAAGCCCCAUCGCGUGGGUUACAAUUACGGAACACUGCUGAAGGCUGCCUGGGCUCUCACACUAUCGGCUGUCUCUGGAUCAACUGAUGUGGCAUUCUGGAAUCUUGUUUCUGGACGGUUCGCGCCUUUCGAAGGUGCGCAAGAGGUCGUUGGACCUUGCAUCAACUUUGUCCCCGUUCGAGUCCGGUUCAACGCGAGUCAACUUGUGUCGGAUCUUGUCGGCAGCAUCCACAAACAGCAGAUCCAGAGUAUUCCGUUUGAGGCUACACCAACCAACCGCAUCAUCAAGCAGGGUCAGUGGCCCAGAUCUUCAUCGAGCCUCGGUACAAUCUUCCAGUACCAGAACAUUCCGGAUCCCAAGGAGCCUACGGUUGCGGCCAACACACCGUGGACAAUCAAGGGCAGUGCCGUUUAUGGCGGUGGUCUUUUGCAGUCCGGGGCAUGCUGGCUGUUGGCAUGGCCAGAGAAAGACGGGCAAUCGUCAUUCCGAUUCACCUACAGUCCCCAGACUCUCUCGUCGACCGCAGCCAAGUCUCUCGUUGGCACAUAUCUCAGUCUUGUUUGUGCCAUCAAUGAUCUGCCCGAACAGACGGUGGCUUCCAUCCUGCACCCCGCAUCCAAGCCAUUAUCGGCUCGGGCACCAGAGCCCCUUCAAACACAACACUCUGCCACCGAGAUCACAGGCUCGGCACAGUCCAUGUUAACUCAAAUUGAGUCCUCUUGGAAAGAAGCUCUUGAGAUAUCACACCCCAUCGAUCUCGAUCAAUCGUUCUUUGACUUGGGUGGAGAUUUUCUGAAGGCAGCCGAGCUGGCAGGCCAUUGCGAAAAGGCGGGUUUCGACUUGAGGAUGCAGGAUUUUCUCGACUUUCCCACUCUGCGCCUUCAGAUACUUCUUCUGUUGGGUCAUGUCUCCCGUCCAGAACGAACAGUGCCGAAGUUGGAGUUCCGAUCCGCUAGUGAGCUUUCUUAA
Molecule: messenger RNA, 16656 nt
Organism: Fusarium falciforme
Lineage: Eukaryota; Fungi; Ascomycota; Sordariomycetes; Hypocreales; Nectriaceae
Exons: 2
Coding region: 1-16656 (5551 amino acids)
Biological process (GO): secondary metabolite biosynthetic process; amino acid activation for nonribosomal peptide biosynthetic process
Cellular component (GO): cytoplasm
Molecular function (GO): phosphopantetheine binding; catalytic activity
Source: RefSeq, a predicted model, not a curated record